This is a messenger RNA of Rhodamnia argentea, 1815 nucleotides long. Its product is annotated as RNA pseudouridine synthase 1. The transcript is spliced from 2 exons. The coding region runs from base 31 to 1110 and encodes 359 amino acids. Gene Ontology annotation, biological process: pseudouridine synthesis. Lineage: Eukaryota; Viridiplantae; Streptophyta; Magnoliopsida; Myrtales; Myrtaceae. The record is from RefSeq and is a predicted model, not a curated record. Gene Ontology annotation, molecular function: pseudouridine synthase activity; RNA binding.
UCGAUCCUUACUAAUGAAAGGCAAAAAACGAUGCGUUUUAGUCUGUCUGUCACCGCCAUCACCACCGCUACCACCACUAAACCCCUCUUCUCCGAUCUCUCACCUCGCCUCCGCCGUGCGACCGCCAUGUCGCAGUCGCAUCCGAUUCCCCCAACUGCCACCGAAUCUCCGAUUAGUUACCCCGUGCCGCUCUCUCCUCCAUUGACGCCCUUGUCGAAGCAAGUAGAGCUGGCCAGAGCCAUGUCCGCUUCCUCCAAAUCGAGCGCCUUCUCGCUCUCGAGGAGUCACGUGGUUUACGAAGACGAGUGGCUCGUCGCCGUGAAUAAGCCUCCCGGAGUUUACUGCGAGAGCGUCCUGGCCUCGGCUCCUCGCGUCGUUCUUGGCGAUUCUGUCGAUUCAGGGUGCACCGAAGCUGUGCCUGAGCUCCACCUUGCUAAUCGACUUGACCGGGACACAAGUGGUAUUAUGUUAAUAACCAAAUUGCAUAAAGUAGCUUCUAGGCUUGUGAAGGCAUUUACUGAGCAUAAGGUGAGAAAAACAUACAUAGCUCUCUGUGUUGGAUUAGCGCCGAAGUGGGAAACAAUAAUCAUUCGAUCAGGCCAUGGUCGGUCAAAGUUUGGAGCUUGGAGAGUCUAUGGAGCACCAGACGUGGGACGGACACUGCCAGGUGGGUCUGUGGUCAGGGACAUGGAAACAUCAUUUGAGGUAUUGUCUGUGAAUGGCCAAUUGAAGUCCAAGGAGCCAAUUAAGCACGGAAAAGAUAACGAAAACAUCAUAGUAGUUGAAGAGAAAUCCUCUAUCGGGGAUAAUGAAACGAAGGAUGUAGUUUUGGUGAGAGCAUAUCCUCGGAGUGGUAGGACGCAUCAAAUCCGCUUGCAUUGCCAGUAUCUUGGGAUUCCUCUAAGAGGUGAUGUGAAAUACGAGGGGGUGUAUGAGUGGGAAGGGCAAACAUAUGACUACCACGCUCUUCACGCCGAGAGCUUGUCAUUUGAGCACCCAGUAACGGGCGUGCCCCUGAUGUUUCAGGCACCUUUACCUGCAUGGGCUGCUGAGUGCUGCCCUAAUGAGAUCCCACCUGCUUUUUCUUCAAAUGAAAUUCAUAUGGGAUGAUUUCUCUAGAAGAAAAACUGACUAGUUUUUUUUUUUUUUUAAUUAAUUGCACCUGCAAAGGUAGGUUAUCUGAGGCAAAGAAUUAAGCAAUUUGAUUAUACGCAUCCCAUCAUCUGAAGUUAUUCCUCUCCAUUUACCUGUCGGAAGAUUAAUCUCAUCGCAGUCCUAGGAACACUGUUCUAGCUGCUCAGCUCUUAAUUGUCCAAAACAUGAAAUAUCUCCAUUAUCUUUGCUUAUAUGGAGGAGAAACAGCUAGCCUUUUUUGGACAAUCUCCAAUCAAGUUGGGAUCAAUUUUACCAUAACGUACGGUUAGGAUCCCCUUGUAUGAUUUUUUUCAUGUGAACUGAAAGAGAACUUGUAAAGCCGUUGGUAAGUGUACCUUGUGCAACUUCAUUGUUCUUUAUGUGAAAAGGAUUGAUACGAACGGGACAUUUUUGCUUAGAGAAGGUGAUGCUUUGAAACUGUACUGUCUUUUUAAUGGAGGACAACGAUUUUGAUUCAGUGUCUUGAGAUAUUGUCUCUUACAUCAUUGUCUUGAUGGAGCUUCGUUUUUAAUCUCUACCCUAGAGCCUGAUUGGGCCAAGGCUUAAUUUCCUCUCUAGAUGUGUGGUCCAUGCAACCAGAAAUUUGUGAUGCUGCGGCAUUCCAUUCUUGUUCGUUUCUGCCCAUUAUUAGAUGCUCCGAGUAGAUCUUUUGGGUGCUGA